AUUGAUGUAUAUGUAUCGACUGUAUCGCAAACAAAUUAAUCGUGACACUUUAUAAAACAUUUUAACAUGUGAGUGAUGAGUUGUACCGAAAAUGAAAGUGGACCUUUUGUCGUAUUCUUCCUGCCAGCGGUCGUCGGCUGCUUGACUAUACUCCUGGCGAGACGUUGGGCAUACGCGCAAGUGAACAACACAGCGUCAACAGCGAUCUCUAGACGACGGAAAAUCAUCAAAGACCCCCUCGUGAAGCGGCCCUUGCCGCCGAUCACUUGUAAAAUGACGCUGCCAGGUCCUAAGAAGUCUUCUGGCGUCAGUAAAAAGGGUACAUCAUCACCUCAGGAAGAGGAUGUGAACAGCAAUGGGAAGCGCGUGGGGCGUGUCCGUCUAUCUCCCACUCCAGCUAUGCUCGAUGCUAAGCUUGUAGACGGGCCUUCCCCACCCAAGCAUAUCCCGUUCCCGUACAUACCCCAUGAUCCAGAGCUGCUGUUUGAGGCGAUGGCGUUCGUGUUUACAGUGGUGGCUACGGGGCUCCAGUUCCUCAACCUGUACAGGACGGCCUGGUGGCUUCCGCAUUCUUAUACCAACCAAUCUAUGAACUUCUACCUCAUAGAUCCUCACCUAGUGGCGUUCAUAGUGACGUUGCUGUCCCGUCGUCUGUUGCUGAGUCUAGUGGUUCAGCUGCUCAAGGCCACGCUGGCGCCGCCUGCGUUGCCUCAUGGUAUUAUAGCAGCUAGAAUGUUCAUCCUGGGCAUGGUGAUAGGAGCACUCGCCUGGUGCGCGUACUUCAUCGCACUCAAAUAUCCCAUCGUCAAGAUCUUCUACCUCUGCUACCCCGCUGUGGUAUACUUCAUCCUCUUCGGGCUCCAAUCCAGCCCGUUCCUGGAGCUGAGCAACUCCGACACUCCGCUGCACUGCUGCUCGCACGACCCUGAGCUGAUCCGCGCCGAGGUGGACUCCCUGCGGCAGGACUUUAAUCUCAGGGUCAAGAAGAUUAUAUUUAACGCGGUGGUCGGCGCGUACUACUCUAGUCUAAUACCGUGCUGUUUUGCGCAGUCGUACGUGUACUACGACGUGUACCUCGCGUCGCAGCAGACGGCGUGCGUGUGCGGCGCGCUGGCGGCGCGGCUGGCGGCGCAGCUGCUGCCCGGCGCCUACGCCGACACGCACCACCGCGCCGCCAGACAUCUGGGCCGCUGGGGACAGGACGGUAACGGUAACGACACGGGCACAGCUAACGAGUGGAGUCCGUUGAAGUUAUACCAGCGAGGAGCGGUGGUGUCCCUUGACGGAGCAACCUACACGUGUGUGACGUCAACAGCGGCCGCGCGUCCGGGCAGUACGGAGCACUCGCGGUUCUAUACCGUCUUCUCCAACCCGUCAACGCUGCUCUGCCUGCUCCUCUGCUCCCAACUAUCGCUGAUAGUCCUCCAGCUGGGCCUGCUGUACAGCUCGGCGCCCUGGCACAACUUCCUCGCCACCAUCUUACUGCUCUUCAUCAACUAUUACACCCUCUUCAAGAUGGCCAGGGACUAUCUAGUCUCCUGGAAGGUCUAUAAAGCGGAGAACAUGAUACAGGAUAAGAACUCUGCUGUCAAUUGAAACUGAUCAGAGCGUCCACUGGCACCCUUAUUAAGCCCGGUUCACAUUUGUCUGUCGUGUCGUGUUGUGUUUGCGUGCACAUUUAUCUGACCCGCAUGCAACACGACAGUCACGACAUGUCAGACAAAUGUGUACCGGGCUUUAGGGGGACUGUGUUUUCUAAUAAACUAAUUAAUUUCUGUUAAAUCAGUGUAUAUGUUGCUGUCCUACUUAUUCCCCAGUUUUUAAUCUAUGUGUUAUAGUUUUGUAUUACUUACUUUUGACAUCAUCACCUAAACGGAAAAACGUGGCAACCAUUUAGCCGUUUGGUUGAUCAAGCAAAAAAUAAGCAUAAUAAAACUGUGACAAAGAACAAAAGUUGGGGAAUGAGUAGGACUACAACUUUAAUAUACUGGGUUAUUACAGAAAUGGAUUGGUUUGUUAGAAAACACAAUCCCCCUUAUGAGGGCGCCACUGGACGGACGAUGCCCUCUGCGGUGCUGAUGAAAGUCAUUCCGUGUGUCCUAUGUUAGGAGCAAAGCCACAUUGGUUAGUAAUAAAGUUUAAUGUUUAUUUUUCUUGUAGUGAGUUUUAUUUAAGAUAAGGUUGACUCACGAUAUUAAGAAUCUAUUCAGUUAAGCUCUGGUUUCCUAGGAAAGCGGUGCCGUCAUAUAGCGACUGUCUCCAUACAAAAUACUACUCCAUCCAUAUAUUAUUUAGCCGUAUUAUUUAGUAUGGAGACGGCCGCUAUAUGACAGCACCGGCAUCCUACAAAAACAGAGCUUUAGGUUAACUUUAAGUAGCGUUAUUUACUAUUGAAAAUUGUCUCACAAUAAGUCAUAUUGAAUUCCUGUAAUUUUGUACUUAAUCUUCUAUUUCUCCGUUUUUGAAUAAACUUUUGUAUUGAGAAUAAUUUGUGGAAUUUUAAGACUGACUUCGACUGGCAUGUUCUUCCACUUCUGUCACUUUAAAUGGAUAACUAUAUUUUCUGUAUUUAUUUUGCAGUUAGAUAAAAAUCUGUUAACUAAACAUAAGCAAAUUGCAGAAAUCGAGUUUGUUCAAACUUCAAAGUAAAAUAUGUUCCAUUGUUAUUACAGUUAUGUCAUUAUUCAGUGUAUUUUAGCACCCUCUGAUUAUUCGUAUCCCAUUAAAAUAGAUGUUGAAUCCGAGGGUUUACCAAAAUGUAAAAUUGUGGAUAUAUUUUACUGACGAGUGAAAUCAGCAUGAAACUUCGAAAGUCAAAACCAUUUUGAAUUUAGAGUUAAGAGACGUAUCGUGUGACGUCACUAUAUAUUAUUGUGUUAAUCCACCAACUUUAUCGAGUUUUUGCUGAUUUAUAAAUUUUAUAAUCAAUCAUUGAAGGCAUAAAAUGAGAUAACACCUCUUUUUUUAUUUGUGUAUUUUCUUUAAACCGAAUACGUAAAUAAAUUUCAUUUAUGACUUAGCCUAUUGCAGAGUUGACUUCAAAGUUGUAAUGACGAUGGUUUCACUAAGUAGAGUUAAGUAGCAGGGCCAUUCUGGUAACGUGUAUCACUGACAUAAGAUAUUAGCAAAGAUUGUAAAAGAUAAGAUGUGUUAUUCUAAGAGAAGUUCGUGCUUCGAAUUUGAGAGGUGAUGUUGAUGGCACUGUGCGGCCCCGUUGUUCUGUUUGUCAAAAGUUGAUGUUUGAAAAACUCGGGGGCUAAGAUUUUUGUUUGAAUUUACACUAUAGGUUACAAAUAAGUACAAUUGACGAGAUUAUACAUACAAACUGACCUGACCUUUAGUUCAUUUUAUCGCGUGUUUACGUUUAUACAUAAAUACGAUGGAAGAUAAUGAUUUAUGUUGGUGAUAACGUCGUUACUACCUGUUUGGUCAUUCACAUCGCUCAAUACGUCAGAGAACGUCUGUUUACGUUACAGUGUUGUAUCCGUCAGUAUGUUUACAUUUCAUUUUCAUGCUCUUGAUAUAGGUAACAAUGACUUUGCUUAGUGCAAAAAAGUACAUAUGACUAUCGGGUUAAUUAACAAUUAUAUAAUUACUUGCCAUA
Molecule: messenger RNA, 3604 nt
Organism: Cydia strobilella
Lineage: Eukaryota; Metazoa; Arthropoda; Insecta; Lepidoptera; Tortricidae
Product: transmembrane protein 39A
Exons: 8
Coding region: 76-1596 (506 amino acids)
Cellular component (GO): membrane
Source: RefSeq, a predicted model, not a curated record